This is a messenger RNA of Racocetra persica, 165 nucleotides long. The record is from the annotation of a GenBank genome assembly. Lineage: Eukaryota; Fungi; Glomeromycota; Glomeromycetes; Diversisporales; Gigasporaceae.
GAAGAAUCUUUUAUUAAUUCUGACUACACAAUUAAUUGGAACAAACUUGACGGACAACUUGAGCUCUUAGAAUAUAAAGCAAUACCAUCAAAGUAUAAACCUUUAACCAAGCAAGAACAAGAUAUAUACGACAAAAUAUCAGUAUUAACUAAAGAAAAUAAACAA